Molecule: messenger RNA, 1233 nt
Organism: Didymodactylos carnosus
Lineage: Eukaryota; Metazoa; Rotifera; Eurotatoria; Philodinida; Philodinidae
Source: the annotation of a GenBank genome assembly
ACAAAAAGUGAGCAGAAGACAAAAGAAAAAAUUGUUGUAACUGGGUGCUUUUUCCGUUUAAUCACGUACCUGAAGUAGGAGCGAAAUGUUUUCCCUAUUCAGCAAAUAUCGCUUAAAUAUUUUUGAAUACUGUAACCCAUAUUUUAUUCUUUUAUGAGUGGAGAAUUUGCUAAAGUAUAUAUUCAUACGUCAAGAACCUCUAAAUUAGCUUGUUCUGAGUAUGACUGUGCAAUACGAUAUGGAUCAUGAAAACUAACUACCAACUAUGGAACAGAAAGCGGUAGAAUCUCGUUGAGUAAAGUGUGAAAAUCUUCUCUAUGUUUGUCGGUGUUUUUCGAUGAUACAAGAUGAGGAGAGUUUGUUUUUACGUGCACAUUGCAAUGUUUCAUAACUAUUCAAUCAGUCCACGAAUCUCUCUAUACCUAUGAGUGGAAACGAGGAUGACCUAUCUCAUUUGGUUUCCUUUUGUUUUUCAUUUAGAGCGUCCCAAACAUUAUUGAUAGUCAACAGGAGAAUGCCAAUCAUCAAUAUUCGUCUCGUCCACUUCAUAUUACUCAAGAAAAUUUUUCUACGAAUGCUCAGGAACAACAAACAAUUGAAAAUGAAUCUAAUGGUAUUGUUCAUUUCAAUAUUAACGGCGAAGAACAACAGCAGGUGUCACCGAUGCCCUCCACAGUUGAUUUAGAAGAUUCAAUAAGUAUUAAAUCUUUAUCAUCAUCAUCAAAUUCUACAACAAGAAUACCUCAUCAAUACAAUCAUUUUCCAAAUAAUCAAAGAACGUAUCGAAAUGCCACGGGGCAUAUAAGUAAUCGAUAUAAUAAUCGUUAUCAUAACAAUAAUAAAGCCCAAUUUUACACUGGGAUAGAUAUCCACCAAAUGCAUGGUAUGCCAUUAGCAGCUACGAAUGAUAUGAACGGAACAUAUCAUUAUGAAAAUACUAGUAGUUCGACCUCACCAUUUCGACAUAUUCGACGUCAAAAUCAUAUACAUCGUCAUCCACACGAUCAAUUUCAAGAACAACGUUUGUUGCAACAAUUAGCUGUUCAAAAUGCACAACAGGUGAAUGCAUAUUUACAGGCAUUGCGAAUAGCUGCAGUUGCUCAACAGCAACAACAAUCGGCUCAGAUUCAUUUUAACAGCUACGCACAAGCUCAUCCACAAACGCAAUUUGUACUAGUUCCUUACGACAAACAAGCUUAUCAAUCGCAACCUCAAUUAUAUCCGGAUCCAUCA